UUGAUCUCUGGAUAUUUUGAUCACAUAGUGUAGUAAAUUGUAAAACGCAAAAAAAUUAAGAAAUUUAAGGAUUAAUAAUGGAAUUGGAGUAUUUAGAGGCAAUACUAAAUGAGUUUUAUCAUCAUGGAACAUCGAAUUUUCGUAAAAAAGAGAUUGAGGCCCAAUUAAAAGAAUUUCAGGAACAUGCAAAUGCAUCACAAAUUUGCAUCCAAAAUCUCACGAAUACUUAUGGGCUAAAUAAUCAGUUUAUCUUUUUCUUCUCAGUUUCGACAUUAGAAUUUACAAUAACAAAAAAUUGGUUCAUCAUUGAUAAGAAAUUAAGGAUCCAGAUAAGGGAUAUGCUGUGGUAUAUUUAUUCUAGUUUUCCACCAAAUGUAGGAGCAUUACAACGUGAUAAACUAGCCCAACUUAUCGCAUUAAUCGGUAAACGAGAGUUUCCAGUAGAUCAUGCAGACUAUGUCAAUCAAAUAUUAUCCCUGACAAAGAUGAAGUUCAUUUUGGGUAUUAAUCUAUUAAAAUCAACAUCUAAUGAAAUUUGCAGCACUAAAGUCGAUUGCAGUCAUCAGCAGAAGAGCAAAUUUGUUCAAAGCAUGAUUUUAUGUCUAAAUGACAUCAUGACUUUACUGGGAAAAUUUCUUACACUCUGUGUAUGUCAUGUGAGCAAUAAUGAAUUAAUUGUUGGACCUGAAAUGGACUUUGACAUACACCGAUCUUUACCAAAUGACGAGCGCUUUUCAUUUUCCUGCUGUGAAUUAUUGAAUACAAUUGCCAGCAUUUUUUCAUGGGUUCCUUCAAAAUUUAUGGAAACGAUAAUGAAUGUGGAAUUCUUCAAUAAUAUUUAUGAAUUGUCGUCAUUUACUAAUGAGAAGUGUAUUAAUGUCCAUCUUACAGCCAUCACGACAAUCUGUGAAUUAUUUUAUCUCCAAAAGCAAAUUCCUCAAUUAAAUCUUCAAGCGAAUGGCAUAACUGAGUUGAUCCAACAUAAGAAUCUUGCACAAUCACCAGAAGAGUAUCAGGAUAAGAUAACAGAAUUACUUAAAUUAUUUAUCCAGCAACAAUGGUCGAGAUUCGUUAAUCAGCCAGAAUUUCCAUCAAAAGAAUUCCUUUUGUAUUUAUUCAGCUUCACAUUCUCGGAUAAUAUCAGUGCAUUGACAUUUGGUGAACGACUGUCUUUAUGGAUACCAAUAAUUAAGAGUUUCGAUGAGAAGAUAGCACCAAGAUAUACGGAAACAAUAGUUCAGUUGAUAUCAAAUGUGAUCCUUAAAAUGCAGUUCCAAAAUAAUUCAGAAUUAUUGGAUCUUUUAGACACGGAAGAAAUGGACGAAAAUAUGGAGACUGAAUUACAAAGUUUCAGAAACAACUGUAUUGAAAUUGUCUUAACAGCUGCUGAAAUUGAGCCAUGCAAAAUUUUUGAUCUACUGAACAUAGAAUUUACUAAAGAAAAUGGACAUUUAAAGAACUAUGUCAAUCUACUCAGCACUCUACCUGAUUAUUCGAAAGAUUUAACAGUCAAACGAGUGAGUUUAAGUCAAAUUGUAAGAUAUUCUGCAGAUCCAUCAUUUCAUUUACACUGCAUGUGUAAGGAUCUAACGACAUUACUCCAAAUGGUCACUCAAACAUGCAAUGUGAUUCUAGUGAUUACUUGUGAUAGAAAUAACUCGAUUACUAAUAUAAUUAGGACAUGCAUAAUUUUAUUAAAAUUAGCGAAUCAGAAGAAAUUGCAUUUAUAUGACUUAGAUGUUCAGCUUAAAACUGAUUUGAUAGAAUUACAGGCACAAAUAUUAACAACAGUUCGAGGAUUAAUGUUGCUUAGAACUGAAAUUUAUGAGAAUCAUAAUGAAAUUUUUGAAUUAAUUGAGUCAGUUAUGUCUGCAUUAUUGCCAUCACGUUAUGCAUUUAUGGAACCACCAUUGGUAUUAAAUACAGCCGUUCAAUUAGUGGUAACAAUAACGACAGUUCUACGUCCGAAUUAUUUCCUCAAAAAUACACUAGUCCAAGAACUCUUUCAUAGCGAUUUGAGCAGAUUUGAUGAACAGAUUCGACUUCAAAUCAAGCUUGUUGUAUUUAAUGCUCUUGUGCUGCCAUACAGCAACAUUGCUGUAAACUUAACAGAAGAACAGGAAUAUGAAAAGCGUGGAGAACUUCUUCAACAAUAUGUUGGAUUUAUAAGCUACAAGUUUCUAUCCUUAAAUGUUCAAUCAAGCUACAUUGCAGCAAAGCAUGAAAUACGAUCAGAAAUGAAGGAUUAUGAACACUUAUUAAAUUCUUAUGAGAAUACAAAUAAUUAUUCAAAGCAGAUCCUCCUUAGUGCUAUAAAUCCAAUUAUCAAGAAGUCAAUAGAAAUCUUUCAAUUUGCUGCCAAAAAUUAUUCGCAUGACGAGAAUGACUUAUCGAUAAUAAUAAAUUUUAAUUUAAGCAUCGUAAAGUGCUUACAAGUUCAAUUAGGUUCAGAUUUUGUGAUAAAUAUCGUAAGACUGUUCUUAGACAUAGCAUCGACACCAAAUAGAAGUGCACAUGCUUUGAAUAAACUCCUUGAAAUGCUCAUCUUUAUUGUUCAACAUACAGGAACAACAUCGACGCAUCUUAUGCCUGAUAUAUUGAAAUUAACUGUCGAUGAUCUCUUGAGGAUUAAUCCACAAAUUGACAUUUCUUAUAAUCUAUUCUCAUUGUAUGACACAAUCUUACAGAAUCAUUGGAAUUACUUCCAGAAAAACCUAUCAAAUACGCGAAAUAGUCAGGAAGAUUUAAUGAAGAUUUUCACGACUUAUGGACAAUAUUUAUGUAAUGGAUCGCCAAUUGAUCCGCAGAUUGGAAGAGUAAUUAUGGCAUCAUUAGAAGUUCUUAACGAAAAAUGGCAUUUAUAUGAUAAAACUUUCUUUAAGAAUUCACUCCUCAAAUCAUUCAUGACAACAUUAUUACGUCUAAUUAUUUCGUCAGAUGGUAUUUUAUUUUAUGAUCAAAUUAUCACGAUUCUUUUCAAUAUGUCUGAGAAGAAUAAGCCGGCACUUCAUGAGUGCUUAGCUGCUGUAUUUAGUGAUAAAACGAAAAUCGUUCAACUUUGUGAAGUGACUGAUCUUCCUACUUUUGCUAAUAUUAUGGAAAUAUUGAUCCAAGAUUCAAAUGUAGUACAUCAGUAAAGAUGCUUCUAUGUCAUGUAUUUAUGUAUCUUUUCAUGUCAAUAGUUUACUAAUUUAACGGGAUUUCAACAGGUUUUUUUUGAAAAUUUAAAUUUUUUGAAACUGUUAAAAUUUUAAAAUGUCGGUUUACAUGAAAAGAUAAAUGAAAAUUUUAUAUAUUUUAAUUAUAUUAAGAGUAAAUUAAUCGAUGCAUGUUCGAUGAAGAGUCAUUAAUAUUAUUAUUUGCAUUUAUACUUAUAUUUUGUAUUAAUUUUAAACUUAAUGACAUUAAUUCCAUUGAAUAUUUCUCUAUAAAUUAUAUAUCAAUGUAUUGAAAUACGGUACAUUUUUAACUUGCG
Chironomus riparius is the source of this 3475-nucleotide messenger RNA. The record is from the annotation of a GenBank genome assembly. NCBI's taxonomy places the organism in Eukaryota, Metazoa, Arthropoda, Insecta, Diptera, Chironomidae.